UCGACCUGCUACCUCGCCUCUAGUAUGUAUAUGCUCGGCGAGCAAGGCGUAUCGGAAAAGUUCAAAGUUGGCCCCACGCCUACGGUUUUGGGACUCGCCAUGUACGUGUUGGGAUAUGGCAUUGGGCCGCUUCUUUUCGCGCCCUGGAGUGAAAUUCCUGCUGUUGGUCGCAAAUGGGUCUAUGUCUCAACCUUUUUCGUCUUUGUGAUACUCUCUAUUCCGACAGCUCUUGUGAAGAACUAUGCUGGGCUAUUGGUUCUACAAUAUGUCACAGGAUUCCUUGGUAGCCCUUGU
Messenger RNA from Trichoderma atroviride IMI 206040, 294 nucleotides. NCBI's taxonomy places the organism in Eukaryota, Fungi, Ascomycota, Sordariomycetes, Hypocreales, Hypocreaceae. The record is from RefSeq and is a predicted model, not a curated record.